GAUUUUCCGACCCACUACUUUUCCGGCUUUCCUAUUCAUUUCCGUUCAAGUAGCCGCAAUUGGAGCAUAAAACGGGGCAUUCUCUUCCCUGCCAUUCGACUCCUUGGCGCCAAGAAACAAUGACUCCUCGGUAUCCCUUCGCUUUGAUCCACGUUUUCCCAUUAAUUAAAUACUUGCAAAUCCAAUCGUUUGCUAAUCCAUAGCAUCUAUUUCGUGGUAUUGCCAAAGCCAGCUCAGCUUGUGGCUAAUUACAAGAAAAUUCGGUCAACCGCUGCCAGGAUGCAAGGAGUCUGCCUGAACCGCCUGUUGCUUUUGUUUCCUUUACUGGCGCAUGCGAUCUGCGAUUUCGAACUUUCAUUCAUAACCAACCAUCACCGAAUCAUUCGAAAUUGAAACCAUUUGCCAGACUUCGCCGGAGGAGCUACACCAGUCCCGAUGCGACUUUCAAUAACGACGGUUCGAGGACGGACACUGUGUUAUGGAAGCCUACACUUUGGGCCACAUAAAUAUGCCCGGUCAUGCCACAUAAAUCAGUGUCAUAAAUCUGUGCGUCUUGUGUACGGAGUUAUGUGUCAGUGUCCCGAAAAAAUCCAAGGCUACGCAUAGCCACAAAAUAUCCUAGAUUCUUAUCUGCGGAGCGCCAAAUAAAAACUAAUACGGGGAAAACAACUAAGAGCAGGGCAAAUUAAGUGUUUCGGCGGGAAGCCAGAUAAAGUGAAAGGCACGCUGCGCGCGAAAGUGUAGAACGUCAAGUGAAAGUGGCGGCUGCCGAUCCCUUAACAACACCCCCAAAGGAAAAACAUACUACUAUACAUACCCCUCCAAUCCCUUGACGUGUUUGGAAUGCUUAUCCUCGAGGCGUGAGCAUCUGAAAGAUGGCCAUCCUGGAGUCGUGUUGCUUUUGGAAGGAUGUGAGGAGUGGAAGCUUUGCCUGUGCCAUCUACACUCUGGUUUACUUCGGAUUCUCGACGCUGAUGUUUUUGUUCUACCUGCGCGAGGAGCAGGAGUUUCUACUGGGCCAGAGACCCCAGCCGAUGGGCGAGAGUCUGCUGGAGAAGGGUGACGUGACUGUAGUGACUGUGAUAUUCAACGUUUUGUUUCUCUUUUGCUCGAUGCUGAUGGUGCUGUCCUCGGUGCUCCUGAUUGUGGGUCUCCAGCAGAACAAACGACAAUUUCUGAUACCCUGGAUUUUCUUCAUGCUGAGCGACCUGCUUAUCGAAUGCUUCCACCUGCUCCACCUGACCCUAUCCCGCCGCGUCAUAUUCGAUCCGAUUGUCGGUUUCAUCUUCACCAUGGACUUUUUUAUCCUGUGCCUAAACCUCUACUGCUUACUAUGCGUGAUUUCGCAGUACCAGGAGUACCGAAGACACCGGGCGGAGUUGCAACAGGCGGCCAGUGCCCCGUCGCCUAUUGUGGUCUUCACAGCUGCCGAGAAACUAAGCAAGCCGGAGCAGCUCCAGAUGCAACAGCAGCUACAGGAGCAUCAGAACCAGAUAUUGCUGAACCAGCUGGAAGCCGGAUCCGGAAAUGGUAAACGGAAUUCCCGACGAAUGCUCGGAACAGGCAGUCCACUGAUCACCUCCCAGCGCCUCACCAACUUCUCCACCAUCACCGAGGAGGAGGAGCAACAUUCCCGGACAGGACACAUUCCGGAGCAAUCCAAUACUGAGCAACUGUCUCGAAUUCCAAUUAUAACCCAUGCAUCCAGUGAUGCAAGCACCAUUCGUCACUAAGCCAACGUGACAAGGAGAGAUUUAAGUCAACAGAGUCCACUUAU
This is a messenger RNA of Drosophila bipectinata, 1777 nucleotides long. RefSeq lists its product as uncharacterized. The record is from RefSeq and is a predicted model, not a curated record. NCBI's taxonomy places the organism in Eukaryota, Metazoa, Arthropoda, Insecta, Diptera, Drosophilidae.